This is a messenger RNA of Syngnathoides biaculeatus (alligator pipefish), 2158 nucleotides long. RefSeq names its product zinc finger DHHC-type palmitoyltransferase 6 (gene zdhhc6). Bases 388 to 1611 code for a protein of 407 amino acids. Gene Ontology annotation, molecular function: palmitoyltransferase activity. The record is from RefSeq and is a predicted model, not a curated record. The transcript is spliced from 11 exons. Gene Ontology annotation, cellular component: Golgi apparatus. Gene Ontology annotation, biological process: protein palmitoylation. NCBI's taxonomy places the organism in Eukaryota, Metazoa, Chordata, Actinopteri, Syngnathiformes, Syngnathidae.
CAUGAGAUUAGUUCCUUACCCAAACUGGCGAACCGAGGAGGUGGAAAAAAAAACAAGGAAGUGGCCGGGUUGGGCAUUUAAAGUGACCGUUUUUUUUUUUUUUUACCUGUUAUACAAACCCCAAUAUUAACGCAAACAGCGCUUUCCAACCCCAUGGGGAAUUGGAGUGCAUUCCAAGCAUAGCAAACUCCCGAGAGCACCAUUAGAGGAUGCUCCUUUCUCCCAAGACGAAUAAGAAUGGCACACACGACGUCCGGCUGAGUCCAAACCACGCUUGUUGUCGGCUCCCUGGAAGCAGAAGCGUCAAAAUAUGUGCGCGGACUCCGCAAGAUAACACGGAGUAACCCGUCGGGCCCUUACGUUUCAAAUAGCUCCAAUUAGGUCGUCAUGAACUUGGUGACGUGGGAGAACCUCCACGAGGUGCGCCGGUUGUGCCACUGGGGGCCGGUCAUCGCCCUGUCCGUCGUCGUCGUGUGCUCCACGAUGGCCGUGCUGGACUCCAUCGUCUGGUACUGGCCCCUGGACACGGCCGGCGGCAGCAUCAACUUCAUAAUGCUCCUUAACUGGACCGUCCUCAUCCUUUACAACUACUUCAACGCCAUGUUCGUCGGGCCCGGGUACAUCCCCCUCAGAUGGAAACCCGAGAACCAAGAGGAGACCCAGUACUUGCAGUUCUGCAGAGUUUGCCAAGGGUUCAAGGCACCGAGGUCCCACCAUUGCCGCAAGUGUAACAGGUGUGUGAUGAAGAUGGACCACCACUGCCCGUGGAUCAACAACUGCUGCGGCCACCAGAACCACGCCUACUUCACCAGCUUCCUGCUGCUGGCCCCGCUGGGCUGCUCGCACGCCGCCAUUAUCUUCGUCAUGACCAUGUACACGCAGCUCUACGAGAAGGUGUCAUUCGGCUGGAGCACGGUGAAGAUCGACAUGAGCGCCGUGCGCCAGAGCCGGCCCCUCGUGCCCUUCAGCGUCGCCGCCUUCGCCGCCACCCUCUUCGCCUUGGGCCUGGCGCUCGGCACCACCAUCGCCGUGGGCAUGCUCUUCGUCAUACAGCUAAAAGUCAUCAUUCGUAACAAAACCUCAAUAGAGUCUUGGAUCGAGGAAAAGGCCAAAGAGCGAAUACAGCACUACCAAACCGGGGAGGAGUUCAUCUUCCCGUACGACCUCGGCAGCCGCCGCCUCAACUUCAAGGAGGUCUUCACGUGGUCGGGGGCGCCCAAAGGAGACGGCCUCCGCUGGCCCGUCCACCCCAAGUGUCACCAGCACACCUUAACGAUCGAGCAGCUGAAGCAGAAGGCCGACAAACGAGCGAGGAGCGUGCAGUACCAGGCGGUGGAGGACUACAGCGGCGCUUGCUGCCCCGUGACCAAGGGGAUCCAGACCUUUUUCCGGACCCCGUGCACAGAGGAGCCCAGGAUACCGUUACAGCGGGGGGACACCAUCCUGGCCACCCGUGGAACCAAAUGGUGGAUGUACGGAGACAAAGUUUUAAACGAGGAGCAAACGAGAGCCGGGGAUCGCAUCCGCGGGUGGUUUCCGCGGCGAUGCGUGGAGAAGUGCCAUUACGACACGGCGACCGUCGACAGCGCCGGCGAUAAGAAAGCCAACUGAAGGGCGAAAACGUAUAGCGAUGUCACUCGGCGUGCAUAAAUGUUGUGGUCAGCACACGUUUUGAUACCGACUUGAAUUUGUCCUCAUGAAAAGGCCUGCAAGUCUUACUCAGCAUCAGUCACGUGAACGACAGAAGAGUCUUAAUUUCACCGAGGCUGUAACGCGAGCGCAUAAGACGUCCGACUUGAAUUCCGUGGUUUUGUACGCGUGCCAAUGUCGUGCAUUUUUUGCUAAUUAUGCAAUGCCUCUGCUGCCCCAGCCGGCCGAGCCCGGGGCCUCGUCAUGCAACUCUUUCUACUACUGUAGCCCAAUGAAUAGCGCUUGACUCUGUUUUUAUUAUGUUUUGUAAAAACAAGCUGUUUGCCUCAAAUUAAAAAAAAAAAAAGAUUCCAAAACAUUUCCUUUUUUUUGUAAUAAUUACAAACAAGCCAAAAGUCAUCAUCCUCAUGCAUUUGCCAUAAAAGAGUCUGUCCAGGGGCAAAGGUCAAGACACUGGUCAGAAAAGAUCGGAGCUUCACUAUUGAUUAUGUCAUCAGCUUGUGACGCG